CAGAAUUAUCAAUUAACUUUCAAUUUUGUUCUUCCUUUUCAUUUCGUUUUCUCUCACUUCAUGUGUUUUCCAAUCUAGGGUCCCAUUAAUCCAUUAUGAACUCCGAAAUUAAGUUCCGUUCGGAUUUCUCAGUCUAGCUAAUGCCAGCAAGAAUUUUCAGUCAAUUACACUUCCUACUCACUUCCUACUCAUUUGACGUGGCAAGGUUUUGGAUGAACAAUUAAAAUGUUUGUUAAGUUUAUCCAUGAAAGUUCGAUCCAGAUAGGAUUAGUAUUAAUACCACGGUUUCGACAUCCCAAUCCACUUCAUCCACUUUCGGGAUUUAGGAAUGUGAAAUAAUAGGGAUUCAAAUCCCAGUUUUAUUCGAUUUCCAUAUCCUAAUAAUGGAUAAACUCUACUUUUCAUAAUACAAGCCGGGUUCCCCUAUAAAUAACCCUACAUAGCCUCACCUGCAUAGCUAAUUUCAUUCGACUUUCUGAGUUUUAAUCGAGUUCGAAGAGGGGUAGAGAUGGCUGGGGGAGGUAUAGCUCCAUCUGGUGGAAAAAAUUACCCCGGUAAAUUCACAAAGAGGGUUUUCAUAACAUGUCUUGUCGCAGCGUUUGGAGGUUUAAUUUUCGGUUAUGAUCUUGGAGUUUCAGGCGGAGUAACGUCCAUGGACGUAUUUUUGAAGGAGUUCUUUCCGAAAGUCUACUUGCAGCAGUCUUCCGCCUCUGUUUCUACUAAUCAGUACUGUAAAUUCGACAGUGAAACAUUGACGCUCUUUACGUCGUCUCUAUAUUUGGCCGCUCUGGUUUCAUGCCUCUGUGCCUCCACUAUAACUAGAGUCUUAGGUAGGAGGGUCACAAUGCUUGCCGGUGGACUUCUUUUCCUAUUCGGUGCACUUCUCAAUGCCUUCGCUCACUCCGUCGGGAUGCUUAUUGCUGGUCGCCUAUUCCUUGGUUUCGGCAUUGGAUUUGCCAAUCAGGCUGUGCCGAUCUAUCUAUCUGAGACAGCACCAUACAGAUUCCGCGGUGGACUCAACAUGAUGUUCCAGUUGGCAAUUACAAUUGGAAUUCUUGUUGCUGGUUUGGCCAACUAUUUGUUCGACUUGAAGUAUAAAAACCAUGGAAAUCUAGCCUGGCGUUUGAGUUUGGGCGGCGCUGCAGUCCCUGCUGUGUUUAUCAUAUUGGGAUCAUUCUUCCUCCCUGACACACCAAACUCUUUGAUUGAGCGUGGCAAGCAUGAGGAAGCAAAAGCCCAACUCCUCAAGCUCCGUGGUAUUGAUAACGUCGACGAGGAGUUCAACGAUUUGGUGGACGCUAGUGAGGCUGCUAAGCUAGUCAAACAUCCAUGGUCGACACUAUUGACAAGAAAAUACAGGCCCCAGCUUGUAUUCGCCAUCUGCAUUCCUGCUUUCCAGCAACUCACUGGCAUGAAUGUGAUCACUUUCUAUGCUCCUGUCUUGUUCAAAACUGUAGGAUUCGGAAGCAGUGCUUCUCUCGCUUCUGCUCUGAUCACUAAUGGGGUUAAUUUUUUGGCAACUUUUGUUUCAAUUGGUCUUGUUGACAAGUUUGGAAGAAGGGUCCUUUUCUUGGAGGGUGGUGUGCAGAUGGUCAUAACUCAGGUCGUAGUUGGAGUUGCAAUGGCUUGGAAAUUUGGUACUAGUGGCAACCCUGGUGAACUAUCCAAGGGUUUUGCUGCAACUCUGGUGACCUUAAUCUGCAUCUAUGUUGCUGGAUUUGCUUGGUCCUGGGGACCUCUAGGAUGGUUGGUACCAAGUGAAAUUUUCCCGCUGGAAGUUAGGUCAGCUGCUCAGGCCAUCAAUGUCUCUGUCAACAUGAUCUUCACCUUUGCCAUAGCCCAAGUGUUCACUGCGAUGCUCUGCCACAUGAAGUUUGGAUUGUUCUUCUUCUUCUCUUUCUUCUUGUUCGUGAUGAGUUGCUUCAUCUUCAAGUAUCUGCCGGAGACCAAGGGGGUUCCCAUCGAAGAGAUGGGGAGGGUGUGGGAGCAGCACCCUUUUUGGCGCAAGUAUGUGGUUCAAGACAAAGGCAUAGCGAUGAGCAAGGCGGCGCAGAAUGUCUGACCUAGCUAACUUUUUUUUUGUAAGCUUUUGCAAUCUUUUUACUUUCUACGUACGAACGUUGAGGUUUACUUUCCGUGGUUUUAGUAUAUUUUGUUCCAUAUUGGGAUUUUUGUUGCUGGUUUUCUUUAAUUAGGUCAUUCUCAAGUUGUGAAAAGUUAAUACAGUCUUAUCUUA
Molecule: messenger RNA, 2236 nt
Organism: Rosa chinensis
Lineage: Eukaryota; Viridiplantae; Streptophyta; Magnoliopsida; Rosales; Rosaceae
Product: sugar carrier protein C
Exons: 4
Coding region: 509-2062 (517 amino acids)
Biological process (GO): monosaccharide transmembrane transport
Cellular component (GO): membrane
Molecular function (GO): monosaccharide transmembrane transporter activity
Source: RefSeq, a predicted model, not a curated record